AUGGCAAAGUGUUUCAUAGUGCGUAUACUGAUUGACUUAACCGUAUUAUUGCUAGCGAGCCCCGCAGCCUGGAGUAAGCCAACCUUUGGCAAGGAGCACGUUCACAUUCGUAUACAUUUGCCAGAGGAGGGCGGCCAUCACGGCGGAGGAGGCGGUGGCGACUAUGGUGGCUAUAGUGGUGGAGGCGGCUACGAGAUUCACGGAGACGGUGGAGGUGGUGGAGGCGGUUACGAAAUUCAUGGAGGUGGCGGCGGCCACGGCGGCGGAGGUGGCCAUGUAAAUACCUACGCUGUGAUAACCGAAAGCCACGGGGCCUCCGGCGGUGGACAUUAUGGCGGAGGUGGUGGUGGUGGUCACUAUGGCGGCGGCGGUGGUCAUGAUUCAGGUCAUGAUGACGCCAAGAUUGCAGCUAUAGCGGCGGCAGCUGGUAGCUCGGAUCAUGGAGAUCAUGGACAUGGUGGUUAUAGCGGAGGCGGUGGUUCGCAUGGUGGUUAUGGCGGUCAUGGUGUGGCCAACAUUGCAGCAAUUGCCGCCACUUCAGAUCAUGGCAGUAGUGGAUACGGUGGCUAUAGCGGCGGCGGUGGUGGAGGUGGCUACAGCAGCGGCGGUGGCUCACAUGAUCAUGGUGUGGCCCACAUUGCAGCAAUUGCCGCCACUUCAGAUCACGGCAGCAGUGGAUACGGUGGCUAUAGCGGCGGCGGUGGAGGUGGUUACAGCGGUGGUGGUGGUUACAGCGGUGGCGGUGGCUCACAUGGUCACGCAGAGGCUAACAUUGCUGCGAUUGCCGCUACUUCAGACCACGGCAGCGGCGGCUACGGUGGCUACAGCGGCGGUGGUGGAGGUGGCUACAGCGGUGGCAGCAGCUACAGUAGCGGCGGCAGCUACAGCAGCGGUGGCAGCUAUAGCGGUGGUGGUGAUUCUGGGUACAGUUACUCGGCACCAUCGUCGGGUGGUUGGUCGGGCGCCAGCUCAAGCUGGUCCUAA
Scaptodrosophila lebanonensis is the source of this 984-nucleotide messenger RNA. Its product is annotated as glycine-rich cell wall structural protein 1.0. The transcript has 3 exons. Lineage: Eukaryota; Metazoa; Arthropoda; Insecta; Diptera; Drosophilidae. Bases 1 to 984 code for a protein of 327 amino acids. The record is from RefSeq and is a predicted model, not a curated record.